This is a messenger RNA of Saccoglossus kowalevskii, 1800 nucleotides long. RefSeq lists its product as uncharacterized. Lineage: Eukaryota; Metazoa; Hemichordata; Enteropneusta; Harrimaniidae. Gene Ontology annotation, biological process: positive regulation of BMP signaling pathway. Gene Ontology annotation, cellular component: extracellular region. The record is from RefSeq and is a predicted model, not a curated record.
UGUCGACGGCACCAUUUCGUACUACUAAACAUUAGAAUGCGGGUCUUCGUACUUGGUUUCAUCACAGUAUCAUUCCAUGUUUGUCUUGUGGUUUCAAAUACGAGCUGGGAAAAUGUUGCGCACCAGAGACGUAUCCGUCAAGAUAACAAUAGCUUAACAUGCCAUGAUGCAGAAGGAAGAGAAGGAAUAUGUCGAGAUAACAGAGUAAAUGGUGAAGGCUGCUUUUUCAAAAGUAGAAUCUGCCAAGAGUACCACAGAUGUAAUAAUCAUUACAGAUGUUUCAUCCCAGCUGAUCCUACCAAAGAUGAGCCUUGUGUAACAGACGGGGGGAUUUGCAAAGCUGCAACUGACAGAUGUGAUGGUGCGUAUGAAGAUGACCUCUGUGAUUUCCCAUCUAAACGCAAAUGCUGUAAACCUACCUGUGACCUUAAAUGUGAACUAAUAGGCGGUGACUGUCAGCCUGAAGGUUUAGCAUGUGGAGGGGUCAUCAAUUCAACUCCGGGUUUGUGUGACGGAACUGGUAGGGUGUGCUGUAUAGACAACAAAGACGAUUCAGCGUGUGUCAACGCAGGUGGAGAGUGUAAAGACAUCGUUGAGGUAUGUUCUGGUUGGUACGAUGUUGGCAAAUGUUCUGGCUUCUACUACAGGCAAUGUUGUCGGCUGCCAGGUGAUGAUACUCCGUGUACGAAUGCUGGUGGAGUGUGUCGGGAUUCUAGGACUCGGCCGUGUCACAUGGGGGACUACCGACCCAAUCUAUGUUCUGGCCCAUCCUAUAGGCAAUGCUGUUUGAAGGGAUGCGAUACUGGGUCAUCUGGUGAUUCUGAGUGUCGUGAAGAAGGUGGGUGCUGCCGACCCCUGUUCUGCGCCGGAAAAGAACAAUCAAUAUCCGCAACUUGCCCGAAUGAUACAAUACACCCUGAGACUAGCUGUGUAUGUUGCCAGGCACCUACCGCACGCCCCGUUGUAGAACAAGGUGACCCUAUAUUCAACACACUUGACAAGAAGGAGUAUAGAUUCGAUGGUGAAUGCUCCUAUGUGUUAUUGAGAGAGUGUAGCAAACCGUUGGAAGAACCUCGCUUCGUUGUGACAAGCAAACAUGGAGUUAUGGAAAAUCUAAAAGGAAACCUAAUAACGUAUGUUAAAGGUAUUUCGAUUUAUUUGAAGAAUUGGCCAUUAUCGGACUUACAAAUUGACUUAUUAGAACAGAGGUAUGUUUCGAUAAAUAAGAACAUUCCAUUGAACAUCCGUGAAAUGGUACGAUGGAACGACGCGAGUAUUGGGGUAACAAUAGAACAAGAUGGACCGAAUGUCAAGGUAGACAAAGAGGACGAGUUCACAGUGUGGUUCAAUGGCAAUGGGCGUGUCAAUUUAGAAAUUGUAGAUAGUUUAUCCGAUCGUGUGUGCGGCUUGCUGGGUAAUGGAAAUGGUAACCCAGACGAUGAUUUUCUUAAACUGACACCGGAUGGGUUAACGUUGGUGGAUGAUGUUAACGAAUUUGGAGAAAGCUGGGUCGUGGAUGGCAGCUGUUCAUAAGAAGAUGCACAACAUGGAAUCGGAUCGAAUUAUAUUAUUUGCUUAUGUUUUAGUUUUUACGUAUAUUUGCAGCAUUUUCUCAUGUAAUACAAGCAUGAAUAGCAUCGAUGAUAAAAACAAGUAUGAAUAUUAAUAAUGUAAUUUAUUCAGCAAAACAGAAAAAAAUUAUGUUGUAAAUUAUUUUCUCGUCACAUGUCAUUUAUUAUUAAAUUAUAUUAAGUAAGUGUGGCAAGGUGAUUAAAGCUUAUGGUCAUGUCAAAACUGCAA